AUGCCAGUGGAGACUCUGCACCCCUCAGACGGCCGCCUGGCAGCGGCUCCCUUCACCUCCGCCAUGCCGUUCAGGAUACUACAUAAGGGGCCCGACUACUUUCGACGCCAGGCUGAACCAGUUACCAGAAAGCUGAGCGCGGUAGAGCGUCUUGAGGCGGACAAGGCCAAGUAUGUCAAGAGCCAGCAGGUAGCGCUGACACGGCAGGCGCCAGUCAAGCCGCCAAUCAUCCGCAAACCUCUCGUUCCCCCGGCCAUGAUCCUGCAAUGCCAUAUGGGUGCUCCCCCUGCCCGAAAAGUUCUAAGGUGCCCCGCUAGUGUGGACAGUGCGGGCACAAGGGAAGGAUCAGGAGGGAGACGAGGACCCCCUCUUAAUUUGGAUAUUCUGAACAACCUUAUCAAUGACGUAUGUGAGGGCCCACUGCCCUCCUCGCAGUCGUCAUCAUCCACCUCCCCGUCGUCCUCGUCUCCUUCAUCAGGAGCCAAAAGCAUCGGCAGCAGCUUGUCGGCUGAGCACGAAAGGAGCAGCCGACUCCUGAACAACCUCAAACCACAGAGCGCCACCACUUCCUCAUCCACCUCCUCCUGCACGUCCUCCCCUCUCAACCCCAGUCAUCGUCCUCCACCCAUUCCAGCACGGGCUCCCCGCAUCUUCGUCCCUUCGGCCUAUGUCUCUCCGAAUACCGUCACGGUACGCAGAGUGGAUGUCCGACCCCACGCGGAAUUCGGGAAGCCCCAGAGGCCCCGACUCAGACCUCGACAAACUGCCCAGGGUCAAGUACCCCACCCCCAGGUCCCCCCACCACCUCCGCCAGCCCCCCAGAACCCAGCGCAGUCCAAAUCCAACACCACCACACGAACCAUGCCCUCACCUCCUUCUCAUCCGGCAGCUAGUCCGAUGCUGGUCCGAGCGGGCAUGAUCCCGCCGGCCUCGCCCGCUUUCACCCGCCUGUCCAACGCCAGUUCCAAGGGCUCUGCCCGUAAGCACCCUUCGUUGCACCGCUCCAAGUCAGACCUAAGCGACCGCUAUUCCCGGGCCACAGCAGACCUGGAGCGCUUCUUUAACUACUGCGGGCUGGAUCCCGACGAGGUGGAGGGCAUGGGUGGAGUGGAACGCUUUACUAGGGCCAACUCAGACAUCGUGUCCAUCUCCAAGAUGCGCAGUGUCAGCACGCCAAGCUCAGAGUGCGCGGACGAGGUGGAGAGAGGCCGGGAAGACUAUGAGGACGACGACGAGGACGGGCCCGCCAGAGGUAACCAGCGCGUCCCCUACGGCAUCUCUGUCAUCGAGAGGAACGCCCGAGUCAUAAAGUGGCUCUACGGCAUCCGACAGGCACGAGAUGCGAACGGCCCCGUUUCGAACGUAUAG
Messenger RNA from Nerophis lumbriciformis (worm pipefish), 1368 nucleotides. Lineage: Eukaryota; Metazoa; Chordata; Actinopteri; Syngnathiformes; Syngnathidae. The record is from RefSeq and is a predicted model, not a curated record.